AACCGUGGCAAACACACGAGGGCACAACCAUUUCUAACCUCACUACAGCAGUUUCUGCUGAAGAGUCAGGUUGCAAAAAAGGAGACAUUCCUCAGAGAGUCUACAAUGCAUUCCAAUAGAAUGCUCCAAAUUGCUGUCAUUUUUCUGCUGUUUGGGGUCAUCUUCGUGUCGAGCAACCCAUAUCUCCGACCAAGCAAGGUUAUCACAAACUGCUGCAAGCGGGUGUCUGGAAGGAAAAUACCUUAUAAUGUUACACAUUACAGGAUACAGAAUGCCCUUGCUCCUUGUGUGGAAGCUGUAAUCUUCUACACUGUGGAGAAAGGACCCAUCUGUUCCAAUCCAGUCGCUGGGUGGGUUCCAUCAAAGAUCAGAGAGAUCCAAAACAGGAUGGAGACUGGCAGUACCUAACAAUGACAAAUGGACGGAAACAGGCACCAUCGUUCAGUUAUGCAAAGAAUGCCUGUAUGUUUGUUGUAAUUUUUGAUUUCUGAGUCACUUAUUUCUUACAGAAACCCAAUAGGUCUCAAAAUUUCUGUUCACAAUAACGAUCAAGUAAAAAUUGUUUUGAAUGUCUGAAUCUGCUGGACAUCUGAAGCCCAUGAUUGAAAAGUCAAUUUUACCAAUGAAUGUUAAGACAUUUUAUUCUCAUUUUGUAAAUUGAAUUCUCAAGUCACUCAUAGUACUCAAGCUUAAUCAGACUAUCCCAGAAUGAAACUUAAGAAUUAAUAUUUUAUCUGUAAUCUUAUGACCUUUCAAUUAUUUUAUUACCCAUCUAAUUUUUAAACUUUGGAAUAUUCUAUGUACUAUACUUCAAAGAUUAACAUAGGCACAAUUUAAUUAGAAAUAUGUGAAGUAAGUUAUCUUAAUGCUUGAAAUGCAACAAUAAUAUGAUGCCUGAAAGUACUGUUAGAUCUAGGAUUCCAAAUUGAAAGCUCUGCUCAUAAUUCCAAGCCUCAUAUGCAGAGGGUCCAGUUCAUUAUAAGGCAGUUAGUGAAAACAUGCCUGUGCAGUAAUGAUGUUCUUUGUUCCCAAACCAGCUUCAGCAUAUUUUUCUGGCCCAACUGUAUGUUUGUUUUAUAUUGCUAUAAAGCAGAACCUUUGUGAUGCCCUUCAUCAUGCCUUAUUUGCAUUUUUGUUGGGCAAAAGGAAUAGGGAAUGAAGGUGGUAAAUUAAGCUAAGGCACAGAUUAACCAUGAUCUAAUUGACAGAGUCAACAGGCUAAUAGUACACCUUGUUCAUAUAUUCGUAGAAUGUCAACCAUCAGAGCAUUGAACACAAAGAUGGAUUUAACAUUGUUUGGGAGUGAAUUGUAAUUUCAGAAUUAAAUCAAAAGCUUCAGGAAAUAUUAUUAAUAAGAGCUCCACUGUUAUCUCUACAGUAUAUGCAGCUAUAUUAAAAUAGUGUUAAGGAGGUUGCAACAGUAUUAUUUAGAAUAUCGUGCAUUUCUUUGGUGGCAUAGGUCAUUUAUAUAUGAGGAAUUUAUUUUAGAUACGCUGCUAAGUAUGUUAAACAUUUAUUUUUCUAUUUUACAAAUUUGGAUUUUGUUAUUGCUUAUUAAUAAAGGAUAAUGUAGCCUG
Molecule: messenger RNA, 1577 nt
Organism: Carcharodon carcharias (great white shark)
Lineage: Eukaryota; Metazoa; Chordata; Chondrichthyes; Lamniformes; Lamnidae
Product: eotaxin-like
Exons: 4
Coding region: 106-408 (100 amino acids)
Biological process (GO): immune response
Cellular component (GO): extracellular region
Molecular function (GO): chemokine activity
Source: RefSeq, a predicted model, not a curated record